GAGCGUCGCCGGGCCAUCAAAACGUAACGAUACAGCCAGAGCUUUUUCCUGAGGGAUUUUAAAGCUGGUCGGCUCGCAAGCUGACAGCAAAUUAGGCAUGGACGACAAGUCAUUCACCAAGGAGUUGGACGGAUGGAUUGAACAACUGAAUGAAUGCAAACAGCUCUCAGAGAAUCAGGUCAAAGUACUCUGCGAAAAGGCUAAGGAGAUCCUGACAAAGGAAUCCAAUGUGCAGGAGGUGAGAUGUCCGGUGACCGUCUGUGGAGAUGUUCAUGGUCAGUUUCAUGACCUAAUGGAGCUGUUUAAGAUAGGUGGGAAGUCUCCAGACACCAACUACCUGUUCAUGGGAGACUAUGUUGACAGAGGCUACUACUCUGUGGAGACAGUCACACUCCUGGUUUCUCUUAAGGUAAGGUUUCGUGAGCGAAUCACAAUCCUCAGAGGGAACCACGAGAGCAGACAGAUCACACAAGUAUACGGCUUCUAUGAUGAGUGCUUGAGGAAAUAUGGAAACGCCAAUGUUUGGAAGUACUUCACAGAUCUGUUUGACUACCUGCCCCUGACUGCACUAGUAGAUAACCAGAUUUUCUGCCUACAUGGAGGGUUGUCCCCUUCAAUAGACACCCUGGAACAUAUCAGAGCGCUGGAUCGCUUACAGGAGGUUCCUCAUGAGGGUCCAAUGUGUGACUUGUUAUGGUCAGACCCAGAUGACCGUGGUGGUUGGGGCAUCUCUCCCCGUGGUGCUGGUUACACCUUUGGGCAGGACAUUUCCGAGACAUUCAACCAUGCAAAUGGCCUAACUUUGGUCUCAAGAGCCCACCAGCUGGUGAUGGAGGGCUACAAUUGGUGCCAUGACCGAAAUGUAGUAACGAUCUUCAGCGCACCAAACUAUUGUUAUCGUUGUGGAAACCAGGCGGCAAUCAUGGAACUUGAUGACACACUGAAGUACUCCUUCCUACAGUUUGACCCUGCACCACGCAGAGGGGAGCCCCACGUGACACGGCGUACUCCAGACUAUUUCCUGUAAAGAUCUCCGCGCCUGCAAGGGUGUUGAGUAGAGCUGGUGAGGAUGGCAACAAGCUGCACGGAGGCUUGAGAAAAGAAGCAUUCAUAACCCCAUGGACCAAAACAAAAUGUGUGCCAUAAUCACAAUGAAUAUUAUCUAGCCAGUACCACCACCCUUACAAAUUUUUUCUCUCUGUGCAUGAUGUUUUUAUUGCUAGAAAUGAUUGCUACUAUGAACAAUACUGUCACAAUUACCUGCUGGUUUGUCGGGAAAAAUGAAUGAACUAAUGCUGAGAAUAACAACUAAAUGUCAGUAAUCUUUGUGAUAGGGUGUCAAUGAUGACCAGAGUGUGUUGCUAUAUUCAGUAUAUAUCUUUCACUUGGCAUGGCCUCAAAUCAAAGGUUGCAGUAAAUACAAUGUGAACUUAUUUUCUUUUUGUAACCAAAGCGCAACAACAGUUUAUUUUGUGAAGUGAGACGAUUAAGGUUAGAUGUCGGGAAUGUUCUCUUUGCACUUUUGUAUUUGAUUUUUAUCACAUGGCACUGACAGACUGCGUUGUUUUUUAUACCCUGUUACAGUGUAAGUAGCUCUCUUUUUGCUCUGCUGUCUCUACUGAGAGUUAAUGUUAUUAAUUUAAGUAGGCAAUAUUGGUACAAGUGACAUCAGUGGUAAAAGUAACUUGAUGUUUUGCAGCCACAACUAUACAAAAAGUAAAAUAAAGUCUGAAGUUGCUUCGUCAUUUAUUUAUAUCAGAUACAGUUUUUAGUAUUAUCGGCCGCAGUUCUCACCAGUCACCACUAGAUGGAAACAGACACCCAAAAAAUAAUGAUAGACACUGAUUCGAUAAUCAGCACGGUGAUAAUCAGCCUUACAGUGGAUGUGUGCCAAUAACCAGGAAUUAAAUAUCUGUACUAGUUUAUUUUCAUCAUUAUAUAUUUAUAUAUAAUAUAAUAUAUUUAUAAUUUGAACUACGAAGGGAC
Scomber japonicus (chub mackerel) is the source of this 1986-nucleotide messenger RNA. RefSeq names its product serine/threonine-protein phosphatase 2A catalytic subunit alpha isoform-like. The record is from RefSeq and is a predicted model, not a curated record. Gene Ontology annotation, molecular function: protein serine/threonine phosphatase activity. Gene Ontology annotation, biological process: peptidyl-serine dephosphorylation; mitotic cell cycle. Lineage: Eukaryota; Metazoa; Chordata; Actinopteri; Scombriformes; Scombridae. Gene Ontology annotation, cellular component: cytosol. The transcript is spliced from 7 exons. The coding region runs from base 98 to 1027 and encodes 309 amino acids.